Rotaria sordida is the source of this 1731-nucleotide messenger RNA. NCBI's taxonomy places the organism in Eukaryota, Metazoa, Rotifera, Eurotatoria, Philodinida, Philodinidae. The record is from the annotation of a GenBank genome assembly.
AUGGACAUUGAUCCUGACAAUGCUGAUUCUUAUGGCAGUGAUUGUGGUCACGGUGGUAUUCGUCCAGGAGCUGGUCGUAAGAGGAAAAUACGAUCAUCAUCAAUUGAUAUAAUGACAGAUGCAAGAAGAAAACAUGCUGCACGUCGACAAGAAACAGAUGAAUUGAGAAAAUGGAUAAAUGAAUUAAAAUGGUCGCAUCAAGGUGUUCCAUCGACUCGUCGUGAUAAUGCUACAGCAUUGUUGGUUAUAUUUAAUCUAUUAUUAGAAGAUGAUAAUUUAACACAAACAGAAGCAAUUGAUACAGCUGGUCGAUAUUUAGGUCGUAGUGCUGCUGGUUUACGUGCAUUGGUAGCACAUUGGAAUAAAUAUCAAGAGAUAUACGUUGAAUCAGGUACAAGAGGCAGACCAUUUGGUCAACAAUCAUCAGAAUUAUUUGUAUCUUUACCUCAUUUUGUUAUGACAAGUAUUAUGGAUCGUCAUGCAGAAGGUAAAGCUACUACGGUUAAAGAUAUACAACAAGCAAUUGUUGAUACAUAUCAAGAAUACAUAGGCUAUUGGCCGAUAUAUUAUCUUAUGCAUGAUAAAAUGAAAUUAUCAUAUGGCUUAUUAAAAGACUCGGCCAAGUUAACAGAAGAUGCUGAUCGAAUCAAACGUAUUCGACAAUUUCUGGUCAAAUAUGCCACUGCUCUGAAUUUACAAAAGAAUAAAGAAGCAGUAGUUUGUUAUAUGGAUGAAUCAUAUGUUAAUACAGGUCAUCAUAUGCAUUAUGGUUGGUAUGCAGAUGCAAAUCGAAAUAUUCUUACUGGUACUGGUGUUGGUAAAAGACUUAUAAUAGUUCAUGCUAUUACCAAUGAUGGUCUUCUUCAACAUUUCGAUGCUUCAACAAACAAAACCAUUUCUGCCGAAUUGAUAUAUGAAGCAAAAAAUCCCACAGGCGAUUUUCAUUCUAAUAUGGAUGGUUAUAAUUUUCGUCUAUGGGUAGAACAAUAUUUGUUUCCUGCAUUCGAAGCUAAAUAUGGUCAUCAGAAACGAAUGAUUCUAAUAUUGGAUAAUGCUCCAUACCAUAAGGAACUAGGUAAAGGUUAUAUUAAUGUCAAAUCAAUGUCAAAGAUUGAUAUGAUUAAUCUUCUUAUAUCGAAAAACGUUCACAGUAUAGUAAUUCUUCGAAAUGGACAAGCAAAAAAGUUCAAGAAGGACCAAUGGAAUAUGAAUGGUCCAUCAGGUCCUUAUAAAGAAGAGCUACGAGUAUUUAUCGAAAGUUGGAUCAGACAGUAUCCUGAUCUUCAAAAAACGUUAUUAGAGAAAUUAUUUGAACAAAAAUCAUUUGCUGCAAAAGCCAGUGUAUCUGACUUUCAUUAUUUCAUAUUAACUCCACCAUAUAAUCCUCAAUUUCAGCCUAUUGAAUUAGUGUGGUCUUAUGUAAAACGUUAUGUUGCGAAACAAUUCACGUCUUCUAGAACUGUUCAACAAUUAAUUGAACAAACAAAGAAAGGAUUCUAUGGUGAUGGAGGUGAUCCUGAAGGUAUAUCGACCGAAAUGGUCAGAAACAUGAUUUCACAUGCACAUAAAUACUGUGAUAUAUCUAUUAACAAUGAUCCUGAAUUAGAAGGAUCUAUCGUCAAUUUAAAGAAUGUUAAAGAUUAUGAAGAAAUUUAUGAAAAAGAACAAGAUGAAGAUGAUGAUGAUGAUAUCAAUGUAGAAGAAGAUGACGACAAUUCAAUAACUUAUUAA